AUGAGCGGUAGCGCCCUCAGCGACCUACUCAGUGGCGUUGGCGCCUUCAGGGGCCUUCCUAAGGGAGGCAACGCCCCCUGGGGCCCUUCCAUGGGCGGCUCUGCCCCCAGGGGCUCUCCCAGAUGCGCAGGCACCCUUAAGGGCCCUCAAAGGAUUUCUCAAAAGUUCAAAAACAACAGCCCCCCAGAGGACGUCCCAGGGGCCCUCAGAAAAGCGGCAGCAACCCUAGUGCGCCCUGCCAGGGUCUGCUGGGCCCCCAGGGGCCUUCCCAGGAGCGGUGCCGCCUCCAGCUGCCUUCUCAGUGGCGUUGGCGCCUUCAGGGGCCUUCCUAGGGAAGGCAGUGCCCCCUGGGGUCCUCCCAAGGAAUCAGCACCCUUAGUGGGCCCUCUCAGAAACGCAGGCACUCCCAGGGGCCCUUUCAAGGGCAACCUCGCCCCCUGGGGCUCUCUGAGAUCCUCAGGCGCCCUUAAAGGCCCUUUACAUGUUAAAAAACAACUGCCCCCAGAGGACCUCCCAGGAGCCCUCCGAAAAGCGGCGAUAAUCCUAGGGGGCCCUCCCAGGGGCCUUCCCAUGAGCGGUAGCGCCCUCAGCGACCUACUCAGUGGCGUUGGCGCCUUCAGGGGCCUUCCUAAGGGAGGCAACGCCCCCUGGGGCCCUUCCAUGGGCGGCUCUGCCCCCAGGGGCUCUCCCAGAUGCGCAGGCACCCUUAAGGGCCCUCAAAGGGUUGGCAGUGCCUUUAGGAGGACCUUCAAGGGCGGCGGCACCCCUAUGGGGCCAUUGCAGGAGUUCUCAAAAGUUCAAAAACAACAGUCCCCAGAGGACGUCCCAGGGGCCCUCAGAAAAGCGGCAGCAACCCUAGUGCGCCCUGCCAGGGUCUGCUGGGCCCCCAGGGGCCUUCCCAGGAGCGGUGCCGCCCCCAGCUGCCUUCUCAGUGGCGUUGGCGCCUUCAGGGGCCUUCCUAGGGAAGGCAGUGCCCCCUGGGGUCCUCCCAAGGAAUCAGCACCCUUAGUGGACCCUCUCAGAAACGGAGGCGCUCCCAGGGGCCCUUUCAAGGGCAACCUCGCCCCCUUGGGCUCUCUGAGAUCCUCAGGCGCCCUUAAAGGCCCUUUACAUGUUAAAAAACAACUGCCCCCAGAGGACCUCCCAGGAGCCCUCCGAAAAGCGGCGAUAAUCCUAGGGGGCCCUCCCAGGGGCCUUCCCAUGAGCGGUAGCGCCCUCAGCGACCUACUCAGUGGCGUUGGCGCCUUCAGGGGCCUUCCUAAGGGAGGCAACGCCCCCUGGGGCCCUUCCAUGGGCGGCUCUGCCCCCAGGGGCUCUCCCAGAUGCGCAGGCACCCUUAAGGGCCCUCAAAGGGUUGGCAGUACCUUUAGGAGGACCUUCAAGGGCGGCGGCACCCCUAUGGGGCCAUUGCAGGAGUUCUCAAAAGUUAAAAAACAACAGCCCCCAGAGGACGUCCCAGGGGCCCUCAGAAAAGCGGCAGCAACCCUAGUGCGCCCUGCCAGGGUCUGCUGGGCCCCCAGGGGCCUUCCCAGGAGCGGUGCCGCCCCCAGCUGCCUUCUCAGUGGCGUUGGCGCCUUCAGGGGCCUUCCUAGGGAAGGCAGUGCCCCCUGGGGUCCUCCCAAGGAAUCAGCACCCUUAGUGGACCCUCUCAGAAACGGAGGCGCUCCCAGGGGCCCUUUCAAGGGCAACCUCGCCCCCUGGGGCUCUCUGAGAUCCUCAGGCGCCCUUAAAGGCCCUUUACAUGUUAAAAAACAACUGCCCCCAGAGGACCUCCCAGGAGCCCUCCGAAAAGCGGCGAUAAUCCUAGGGGGCCCUCCCAGGGGCCUUCCCAUGAGCGGUAGCGCCCUCAGCGACCUACUCAGUGGCGUUGGCGCCUUCAGGGGCCUUCCUAAGGGAGGCAACGCCCCCUGGGGCCCUUCCAUGGGCGGCUCUGCCCCCAGGGGCUCUCCCAGAUGCGCAGGCACCCUUAAGGGCCCUCAAAGGGUUGGCAGUGCCUUUAGGAGGACCUUCAAGGGCGGCGGCACCCCUAUGGGGCCAUUGCAGGAGUUCUCAAAAGUUCAAAAACAACAGCCCCCAGAGGACGUCCCAGGGGCCCUCAGAAAAGCAGCAGCAACCCUAGUGCACCCUGCCAGGGUCUGCUGGGCCCCCAGGGGCCUUCCCAGGAGCGGUGCCGCCCCUAGCUGCCUUCUCAGUGGCGUUGGCGCCUUCAGGGGCCUUCCUAGGGAAGGCAGUGCCCCCUGGGGUCCUCCCAAGGAAUCAGCACCCUUAGUGGGCCCUCUCAGAAACGGAGGCGCUCCCAGGGGCCCUUUCAAGGGCAACCCCACCCCUGGGGCUCUCCGGGAUCCGCAGGCGCCCUUAAAGGCCCUUUACAGUGUCGGCGGUGCCUUUAGGGGGCCCUCCCAAGGGCGGUGGCACCCUUAG
Homarus americanus (American lobster) is the source of this 2421-nucleotide messenger RNA. RefSeq lists its product as uncharacterized. The transcript is spliced from 8 exons. Bases 1 to 2421 code for a protein of 806 amino acids. The record is from RefSeq and is a predicted model, not a curated record. NCBI's taxonomy places the organism in Eukaryota, Metazoa, Arthropoda, Malacostraca, Decapoda, Nephropidae.